Messenger RNA from Talaromyces marneffei, 1812 nucleotides. RefSeq lists its product as uncharacterized. Gene Ontology annotation, molecular function: glycosyltransferase activity; monooxygenase activity; iron ion binding. Gene Ontology annotation, cellular component: Golgi membrane. NCBI's taxonomy places the organism in Eukaryota, Fungi, Ascomycota, Eurotiomycetes, Eurotiales, Trichocomaceae. Gene Ontology annotation, biological process: protein N-linked glycosylation. Bases 1 to 1812 code for a protein of 603 amino acids. The record is from RefSeq and is a predicted model, not a curated record. The transcript is spliced from 5 exons.
AUGGUGUACCACCUGGCCAACAACCUGCUUGCAGGAAGCGACACAACGGCCAUUUCCCUCCGUGCAAUCAUCUACUUCCUUAUAAAGUACCCCCAUGCGUAUCGUAAAGUCACUGCAGAAAUUGACGCAGCCGAUGCCGGCGGCCAGCUCUCCCAGUUUAUUACUUAUGGGGAAUCCCUGGAGCUCAAGUACCUUCGCUCCAUCGUGACAAGUUCUCACCACCGCCGACGUUCGUCUACAUCCGUCCCUCCCCUCCGCCUCGUCAAAGAGCCCCAACUACAACAACCACGCGAUUCGUCUUGGGGCGAGGGCAGCACCUCCGGUCUCCCCGCCGGUCCGAAUUCCGUGCGCCCUACAACCCUCGCCCCGAUCCCCGGCACACCCUCAAACCCACUGCCAUCGCCCAUGACACUCUCGCGAUCCCCCUCGCCCUUACCGGGAGGAGGAUGGUCGAGUCCCGGCCUGGCUCCAGGUAGCGGCGCCACGAGCCCGCGCUACCCAACGACAGGACACGGGUCUUUAAGUCCGGGAGCAAUCUCGUGGGCGAGCGCAAAGGCGAAAAGCGACGAGGUGAGGAGCUAUCCGUCAUUUUCGACAAGGAAUUCGGGAUUCUUUUCGAGACAGAAGCACAAGAUAUCCGCGAGUUUGCCAAGGUUUUCGUUGUCGAGAGAUUUCAGGGAACAGGAGAAGUUGGGUCGGGGACGGUCGUCGGGAUGGAGGGCGAGAGAUAAUAGCCUCAAAGGGAGGCUGGUGUCGCUUGUCGGAAAUGCGAUGCGGAGGAGGAGGUUUAGGUUUUUGCUUUCGUUGCUGCUGGGAUUGGUGCUUUAUCUGAAUUUUUGGUCUGUCCUCGUUGAAGCGUAUCGAGGCUCUGCAUUGGGCAACGGAAGAAAGAUCGUCAUCAUCACCGCCUCAAACGUGGAAGGCGGCGUCAUGGAAUGGAAGGGAGCACGUGAAUGGGCAAUUGAGCGAGUCAGUCUAUGGAAUAAGAAAAAAUACGCCAAGAAAUGGGGAUAUGAGAUUGAAAUCACGAAUAUGGUGGCUAAAAAGCGAUAUGCGCAUGAAUGGAGAGAAAGUUGGGAAAAGGUUGAUUUGAUCAGGGAUGCAAUGAAGAAAUACCCAAAUGCGGAAUGGUUCUGGUGGUUGGACUUGAAUACCUUCAUAAUGGAAUACUCCUACUCCCUCGAAAACCACCUCUUCAAACACCUUGCCGACUACACCUACCGCGACAUCAACUACUACAACCCUCUAAACAUCACUCACCCUCUGACCGACAUCUAUCUCGACCCCAUCUCCCGAUCACCGACCGGCGACCAAGACCCCUCUUCGAUUAACCUCAUCCUCCCCCAAGACUGCGGCGGCUUCAAUCUCGGCUCCUUCUUCAUCCGCCGCUCCGACUGGACCGACCGUUUGCUCGACGUCUGGUGGGACCCGGUCCUCUACGAACAAAAACACAUGCAAUGGGAACACAAAGAACAAGACAGCCUCGAAUACCUGUAUACAAACCAACCCUGGAUCCGAUCCAGCACCGCAUUUGUGCCUCAACGAAGAGUAAACUCCUUUCCGCCAGGUGCAUGCGGCGACGGCACAGAUCUGGGGGUUCAUUACCAGGAAAAACAUCGUGAUUUUUUGGUGAAUAUGGCGGGUUGUAGUUGGGGGAGGGAUUGUUGGGCAGAAAUAUACGGGUAUAGGGAAUUGAGUAAUUGGUUGAAUCGGACGUGGUGGGAGAAGUUGAAGGAUGGCAUUACGGAUUUUUGGAGGAGGUGGAGGGGUGUGAAGACGCUGCAUGAGGAACAUCAUGAAUGGGUUCAAUGA